AGAAUUAACAGACCUCUGGGACGCUUUCGCCAGGACAAUGCGGAUCCUCGUUUUACUUGCCUGUUUGGGCGUGGCCUUUGGCCAGCAGCUCACAAUAACCAGUAGCUGGAACGGCGGGUUCCAGGGAUUCUUCACGAUGAACCCCGACCAUGACCUGCACGGAUGGAAGGUCCAUCUCCACUUUGACAAGCCAGUCGAUAAUCUGGAGAUAUGGCGAGCGGAAGUAGAGUCACAUUCGCCGACGGAGUGGGUCGUGCACAAUGUCGCAUACGACGCCGACCUCAGCCCCGGAGCCAAUUACCAGGUUGACUUUGUAGCCCGGGCGGGCGGGGAUCAGCCCGCUCACGGAACCUACUCUAUUGAAGGUGCUGGUUCGGCGGCCACAAACCCUCCGGGUGGCAAUCCAGGCGGCAAUACUGCCGCCCCUGGCGGUGGCAACCCUAUCACGGCCGCCCCGUCCAGUGGCACAGCAGGCUCAACUAUGAAGUACGACUACGCAAAAGCUCUCGGCAUGUCCAUCCUGUUCUACGACGCCCAGAGGUCUGGAAGACUUCCAGCUAAUAACCCCAUUUCCUGGAGGGGCGACUCCGCAGUCAACGAUGGCGCCGACGGACACGAUCUUAGUGGGGGAUGGUACGACGCCGGUGACCACGUCAAGUUUAACCUUCCGAUGUCUUUCUCUUCCUGGGUGCUCAACUAUGGCUUCAUCAAGUUCCAGGACGCUUAUGAAAACUCCGGACAGAAAGACAUGAUGUGCGACAUGGCCAAAUGGCCGUUGGAGUACUUCUUGAAAUGUUGGAUUCCAGAUCAACAAACUCUAUACGUCCAGGUUGGCGAUGGUUACGCUGACCACGGUUACUGGGGCCGCCCGGAGAACAUGCACAUGGGAAGACCCGCGUACAAGGUGAACGCCGGAUGCCAUGGCUCUGACGUCGCUGGUGAUACUGUGUCAGCCAUGGCCUCAGGCUAUCUUGUCUACAAGGAUAUAUGUGGUGAUACCGCGUUCGCUGAUCGUCUGCUCACCGCCGCCAAAAGUCUCUACACAUUUGCCAAGAACAAUCGUGGCAAAUAUACAGACUGUGUAACACAGGCUAAAGACUUCUACGGGUCAACAGGAGAUGCUGAUGAGCUGGCGGGUGCAGGAGCAUGGUUGUACAAGGCCACGGGAGAAGCAGGUUACUUGAAUGACGCCAAGCAAUUCUACCCCGCCGGAACGGCUUGGGGAUUCGGUUGGAACGACGCCAACGUCGGCGUAGCUCUGUUGCUUUAUGAAGAGACGAAGGGGGCAACAUACAAGAACGACAUCGACAGUUAUCUGCACAGCUACAUGCCCGGUGGCAGUGUAGCAAUGACCCCGUGUGGAAUGUCCUUCAGGGACAAGUGGGGACCAGCCAGAUAUGCCGCUAACGCUGCGUUUGUGGCAGCUGUUGCCGCCGCCGACGGACUAUCACCCGACGCGUACAAAAACUACGCCAUGUCACAGAUCAACUAUCUUCUUGGAGAUAACAAACUUCACAUUAGCUACGAGAUCGGAUUCGGAGACCAUUUCCCGAGGAAGCCACAUCAUCGUGGAAGUUCCUGCCCAACCACCACGACCUCGUGCAACCCCGGAAGCGGGGCGGACAACCCUAACGUGCUGAUCGGUGGCCUUGUUGGUGGACCCGACCAGGGCGACAACUACGACGAUCGACGGGAUGAUUACGUGAAAAACGAGGUCGCCUGCGACUACAAUGCCGGCUUCCAAGGAGCCCUCGCUGGUCUGUAUCAUUUCUCUGUCAACAACGCACUUCCGGCAGCUCCUGCUGCAAGAUGCUAAACGCCGAAGAAUUCCAAAUAGCUAAAUCCGUUCAAUGAAUGUUAAAGAACGGGAAAUUCCAAAUAGCAUAGAGUAUUAGUAUAAAUUCUGUAAAGUUUUGUGUACCUUAUAUAUCAAUUCAAUAAAGAAUACCAAUAUG
Molecule: messenger RNA, 1955 nt
Organism: Mya arenaria
Lineage: Eukaryota; Metazoa; Mollusca; Bivalvia; Myida; Myidae
Product: endoglucanase E-4-like
Exons: 13
Coding region: 38-1816 (592 amino acids)
Biological process (GO): carbohydrate metabolic process
Molecular function (GO): polysaccharide binding; hydrolase activity, hydrolyzing O-glycosyl compounds
Source: RefSeq, a predicted model, not a curated record